Molecule: messenger RNA, 1828 nt
Organism: Gastrolobium bilobum
Lineage: Eukaryota; Viridiplantae; Streptophyta; Magnoliopsida; Fabales; Fabaceae
Exons: 2
Coding region: 552-1439 (295 amino acids)
Source: RefSeq, a predicted model, not a curated record
GUGGUCCUCUAUUCUAUAACCAGCCACCCUACCCUGUACUAAUGGAAUUUUUGUUGGUUCUGCAGCUAACUACAGCACCUGAGACUGUGAAACUUUGAAAUCUCUCUUUCUUUAAAAGGCUUUCUUCAUUCUUUUUAUUAUAGAGAGGCCUGAAAUUCUAGAUCUCUCUAUACAUUGUAUUCAGUUUCUUCACUUCCUUUCUUUCUGUCCCUUUUUCUUUCUGUUUCAUGCUCAAGGAUCCUCAAUAAUCCAUCUUAAACCUUGCUUCUGCAACCCCUUCUUAACAUCCUGAUGAAACUUUCAGAUGUUUCAGAUAUCUAUUUUGAUAUUCCAGCCUCAGUUUCUAAAGCUUCUUUCUCUUCUAGUUCUUAUGAAAAACUGAUGCUUGGUUAUUUCCUAGUAGCUAAACUCCUCCCCCCAAACUUUUAAUUUCUGGGUGUUAUUCUUCUCAUUUGCCAAACAGCUUUUAGCAGAAAAGUACUCUCUUUUUUUUUUUUUCUUGUUUAGUUCUGGGGGUUGUGAAGAGUUGUUAGUAGUGUUACAAUUUGUCAAUGAUGGAUCUUUUUCAAAACCCAUCUCCUCUAAAAUCAAACAGCUUUGAAACAGCUAUAUGGGCUUCAAAGCUUGUGCUUAUGUCCAUGGGGGUUAUCACCACUCUUAUUUUGUUGAAAGUGGCAAUAGUCCCAUACACAUUCCACCUUGUUCUCUCAACUCUUCCUCGCCUUUGGGUCUCAGCAAGAAGCUGCUUAACACUACCAUUCGUUUAUAUCAUAGUCAACUUCAUCAUCAUCACCAUUGUAGCUUCCUCCAACUUUAACCACAAAAGAAAUAACCCCGUAUCCUUUUCUGAUUCACAUGCACCCUCUGAUCUUAAGUAUACAACAACCACCCACUCAACCGAGCAAGAAAAUCAAACCAACGAGUCCAAGGAAGAAGAAAAAGAGGUUGAAGAAGAAGUAGAAGUAGAAGAAGAAGAAGAAGAAGAAAAGGGAGAAGCUAAAGACUCUGGUUUGUCCUGCAACAAAUUCAUCACUGACCCAUCACCGGAAAAAUGCACCAACGACUAUUUCUCGCCGGAUUCCGGUGACAAGGGUGAUGACACACUGGAAGCAACGUGGAGGGCCAUAAUGGAGGGACAGGGGAAAACGAUGAAGCCACAGCUGAAGAAGAGUGACACAUGGAGUGCAAGGAUUGCAAAGGCAGAACCAUUCCAUGACAAAGGUGAGGGUGAUGAUGACCCUGUGGCUUGGGCUCAAAAGGAGCUCAAAAAGUCUGAAACUUUCAACGAUAGAGCAUCGUUGAGGAGGGAAAAGUCCAUCAGCCCAGAGGAAUUGUAUCACAGGGCAGAAGCAUUCAUCAAAAAUUUCAAUAAUCAAAUGAAGUUACAGAGGCUUGAAUCUUACCAGCGUUUCAGGGACAUGGUCAAUCGCAGGGUUUGAUGUGGUUAAUCUUUCUUUUUCACCAGUCACAGAAAAAAUUUAGCAAAAUGAGAAUCUCUUGAAGUAUAUUAACCAUUUUAAGGAUUUGCUGUGUAUAUAUUUUUGCUGCUGAGACUGUGUGGAGAAGCCAAGACAAGUAUCACACAUUGUGGACUUUUUUCUCUCGUCAAGUUUCUUGUGACAUAGUGGACAUAAUUUAGUUUCUCCCUAAUAUGUGUUGCUUUUUCUUUUAUCUAGAUCUUUCCUGUAGAUGCUCUACUAGCUAUUCAGAAGUCUAGUGCUUCUUAUAUUACAAAAUGUUUGUAUUGAUUAUAUAGUUUGAACCCAAGGCAGCACUAUAGUUAAGAGGAUUACUUGAAUUGAAUGUAAAAUUUUAUGCAGUCCUAAUU